This is a messenger RNA of Ostreobium quekettii, 939 nucleotides long. Lineage: Eukaryota; Viridiplantae; Chlorophyta; Ulvophyceae; Bryopsidales; Ostreobiaceae. The record is from the annotation of a GenBank genome assembly.
AUGGCCCCACUGCGGCUCGGCGACCCGUGCCCGGCCCUCCAUCCGGCACGGCGGCCGCCGAUGCAAUCGACUCGCUGCUCGAUCGGUCGGCCACCACCAGGGCUGGGCAGAUGCGCCGCGCUGCGUCCGACGAUCAAGGCCACCAAGCGGUGCGUGGUGGUCGCGGUGCAGCAGCCAAGGCGAAAAGACAACACAGCGGCUCUGAGGAGCGAAGCAGAGGCACCAUUCAGGGCCGUGCGCCUGGUGUUGUAUGGCGCCUUUGUGGGCAGUGCCACGAUUGGCUUUCUGGUAUCGAUCAGCAAGUUGAUUGGCAGCCUGGGAGGUGCGCGGGGCGCCCAGCCCCUGCCAGAGGUAUUACAGAACCUGGCGAUAGAUGCCAUUGCCAUUGGAGGCUUCGGGUUCCUCUUCAGAGGCGACUGGCAGGCACGGAAACGCCAGCUGACUAGAAUCCUCAGGGAGGAGGCCCUGUCAGAUCUGACAGUUGAGCUCGUUGGUGGCCGCUUGAUCCGAGUCGGCGAUCUCAGAGGCUCGGCAAGGGUGGUUGUGGUGGCUGGUGAUGCGGGUCAAGUGACCAGUGCCAUGCAGGCUGCAGAGGCCUACAAAGAGGAGUUGUGCAGGCGUGGCGUGUUCGUCGUGGCGGUGCCAAUAUACGGCGACGGCGCUGGAGAUGCGCGAGGCACCAGCUCCCCAUCGAAAGACGACGUACGAUGGAGGGGGCAGGCGGUGAGGCUGGAGGAGUGGAAGGGGUGGUUCACAGACCAACUUGAGUCCACGUCAGGGGUGUCAUCCGCCAACGGCCUGUACGUUGGGCUUCGGAUGGAUGGGAGAGUGCGGGCGAGCGGCGCGGGCGCUCCUCCAUGGGCGGCUUUUGUCGCACAGCUGCCACCAGUGGAAGGCCUAUUCAAGGGCUUCCUCGAUGGGCUUGACGGCCCAGUGUGA